Cryptomeria japonica (Japanese cedar) is the source of this 1678-nucleotide messenger RNA. Its product is annotated as endoglucanase 1. The transcript is spliced from 8 exons. NCBI's taxonomy places the organism in Eukaryota, Viridiplantae, Streptophyta, Pinopsida, Cupressales, Cupressaceae. Bases 51 to 1541 code for a protein of 496 amino acids. The record is from RefSeq and is a predicted model, not a curated record. Gene Ontology annotation, molecular function: hydrolase activity, hydrolyzing O-glycosyl compounds. Gene Ontology annotation, biological process: carbohydrate metabolic process.
GCAGACACAAAUCAUUUGCAUAUCUAUCUGGUAUUUGAGUGGGAGCGAGAAUGAGUGGGAAAGUAGCUCUGUUAGUGUUAAGCUUAGGCUUGUGUUUAAUAAUGGCAGUGAGAGCAAGAGUAGACUACAAUAAUAGGUAUGCGUCUGCCUCUCAUAAUUAUAAAGAUGCUCUCACGAAAUCCAUUCUCUUUUUUGAAGGCCAAAGAUCCGGCAAGCUUCCUUCCACUCAGAGGAUGAGAUGGAGGGGAGAUUCUGCCCUUGCUGACGGAGCUGAUCAACACGUGGAUUUGAGCGGAGGAUACUACGACGCAGGAGAUAAUGUGAAAUUUGGGUUCCCAAUGGCUUUUACGACCACCAUGCUAUCUUGGAGCGUGGUGGAGUUUGGACAGUACAUGGGUGAUGACCUCCAACAUGCAAUGGAUGCUGUUCGUUGGGGUACUGACUAUCUGCUCAAAGCCACUUCUCAACCGGGAGUAAUAUAUGUGCAGGUGGCUGAUCCUAACAUGGAUCACAGGUGCUGGGAGAGACCAGAGGACAUGGACACUUCUCGUAAUGUGUACAAAGUAGACAGUCAACACCCAGGCUCAGAUGUUGCUUCUGAAACUGCUGCAGCCCUCGCAGCCGCCUCCCUUGUCUUCGAAUCAACGGACAAAUCUUAUUCUAACCUUCUCCUUCAAACUGCAAUGCGGGUGUUUGAUUUCGCAGAUAAGUAUAGAGGAUCUUACAGUGACGCCCUCUCGUCUGAAGUUUGUCCAUUCUACUGCUCCUACUCUGGUUAUCGUGACGAAUUACUGUGGGCUGCAGCUUGGUUGCAAAAGGCGACAGGGAACCCAUCGUAUGUGAACUACAUUCAAACAAAUGGGCCCAAUUUGGGCGCUGACGACGGCGAUAAUAUCUUCAGCUGGGAUGAAAAGCACGCCGGAGCCCGAGUCCUUUUGGCCAAGGAAUUUCUCGUUAAAAACGUGAAAUCCCUAGAGGAUUACAGAGGCCAUGCUGAUAGCUUAAUUUGCUCCCUUCUGCCCGAAACUUCAUCAUCACAAUACACGCCAGGUGGGCUUCUGUUCAAGAUGAGUGAAAGCAAUUUGCAAUAUGUCACCUCCACGAGCUUCUUGCUUUUCACUUACGCACAAUAUUUGGACAUUUCCAAGCAAGUAGUUAAAUGUUCUAACGGAGUAGUCACUCCCACAAGGAUCCGUACCCUAGCAAAAAGACAGGUUGAUUACAUUCUGGGAGACAACCCCCUGGGAAUGUCAUACAUGGUGGGGUACGGUACAAAGUUCCCACAGCAUAUUCACCACAGAGGAUCGUCGUUGCCUUCAGUUUAUCACCAUCCUCAGAAAAUAUCGUGCAAUGAUGGUUUCAAUUUAGGAUUGAAUGGCAAUGGCCCGAAUCCAAACAUUCUGGUUGGAGCAGUUGUUGGAGGGCCUGAUAACAAUGAUCAAUUCAGGGAUGAUCGUAAUGACUAUUCGCACUCUGAACCAGCUACUUACAUUAACGCUCCAUUCGUCGGCGCUCUUGCUGCUUUAGCCCGCUACAUGUGACCGUCAUCUUAUCUGUAAACUAUAUCCAAGGCUCAUAAUCUUCCCUAUAAAAGUGGAAGGAUAUUGUCUUUUCAAAUGUCAACCUUCACGGAGUUGUUAAUUAAUAUAAUAUAAUAUCGUGUUUUCUACUUUGCAAC